CGAGGUUAUAAAGGACCAUGAUGACAUUAUUAGAACUUAGAAAUUGCAAUCUUGGUGUGUCUGUCUGGUCCCGUGUUCGGCUCGGCUUGGUACCUCACAAUUGCUCCAGCUACAUAGCGGUAAGCAUCGUUAUGUUGUUUCAUGUAGAGCCUGAUUCUGUGAAAUUGUAUGUUGUAUGGCCAAUCUGAACCACCAGUCAAGCACAAUUUAUAGUUUUUGUUAUCCCUUCAGGAAUGGCCUCCACAAAUCUUUGGUUGUGUUGUUGUUUUGUGGAAACCCCAGUCAAAUUUACCUUCAGGGAUGUUCCCCUGACAUUUCAGCGCAAGACUGGAGGUGACAUUUUUUGGUUUCGGAGAACUGCAACAGGUCCUCUUGAAGUUGCUGUUGUGCUGGGAGUUGGCGUUACCAAACAUGAAGCAAAAGUUAAGGCUAAUAACUACUUCAGGAGAAUUGGCAGAAUUCAUGGUUUUGAAGACUCGUUACCAGUUCUAGAGUUUGAAUGCACACAAGAAACUCAAUUUUCUGAAGAUUUGUAACUUGGCUUUUAUUGGCUUUUAUUGACUUUUAUGUAUCUAAAUGUAAAUCUCGAAGUAUCGCGUCCCAAUUGAAGUGAUAUGACCUUUCAAAAAAGUAAGCUAACUGAUGUUUUGUAUUUCAUUGUUGAAUCUGUUCAUGAACAUUGUCAAGAGAAUUUUAAUGCUCGAUUUGAAUGCGAAUAUAUCUUUCCUAUGUUUUUAA
Messenger RNA from Frankliniella occidentalis (western flower thrips), 738 nucleotides. RefSeq lists its product as uncharacterized. The record is from RefSeq and is a predicted model, not a curated record. The transcript is spliced from 3 exons. The coding region runs from base 234 to 536 and encodes 100 amino acids. NCBI's taxonomy places the organism in Eukaryota, Metazoa, Arthropoda, Insecta, Thysanoptera, Thripidae.